Molecule: messenger RNA, 2933 nt
Organism: Oreochromis niloticus (Nile tilapia)
Lineage: Eukaryota; Metazoa; Chordata; Actinopteri; Cichliformes; Cichlidae
Gene: dkk3a
Product: dickkopf WNT signaling pathway inhibitor 3a
Exons: 8
Coding region: 834-1646 (270 amino acids)
Biological process (GO): negative regulation of canonical Wnt signaling pathway; multicellular organism development
Cellular component (GO): extracellular region
Molecular function (GO): co-receptor binding; receptor antagonist activity
Source: RefSeq, a predicted model, not a curated record
ACACCCUGGAGAGAUUAUAUCUCUCGGCUGGCCUGGGAACACCUUAGUGUUCACCCGGAAAGGCUGGAGGAGGUGGCUGGGGAAAGGGAGGUCUGGACUUGUCUGCGUAGACUGCUGCCCUGCAACCUGGCCCUGGAUAAGCAGAAGAAAAUGGAUGGAUGGACUUUUAAGCAAUAAAAAAAUACUUUUACAUAAUUUUAUAGAUUAUAUAAUUUAAAUUUACUGCCAUUUGCAUUUGGUGGAAUCAAUGUAAAAUAAAAAUAAAAAUCUAAUAAAUAAUCAUUACAUACAUUAAAAUGUUUUAAAAAAAAACCAAACAUUUAGUUACAAUUUGUUGUCUGUAUGCUGAACUUGCGGCUCCUGUUGGCAUGGUGGAGUUUCUUAAUGUAAAACUCAUUGUUGCAGCCAGGGGCAGCACAAAACGGAUUUUUAGUUUUAGUGUCCUCAUUUUCCUCUGAGUUCUCGAUACUGUCACUAGUUAGCUAACAUAAACUAAUGCUAGUUCGUUAGCCGUUAACCACCCAACCACAUGAUGUCAUGUUCCGUACCGACAGAAGAUGGCGCUAAACAUGUAUUUAUAACUUUCUGAGCUUCACAAACAGAGUAAAUGUCCGUUUUUGAGAACAGGGCUCAAUGAUGAAAGUUUACAGUUUUUUGUAACUGUCUUAGCAGCUGAGCUAUACUUCCGCUUACAUCACCAGCUUCUGUGUAAAACUGCAAGCACACCUGCGUUUAAAAAAAAAAAAAAAAAAGGAAGAAAGAAAGAAAAGUCAGGUUUGAUCAUCACCGCCACACCCUCCUCGGAGUGCAGCAGCAGCAUCCUCAGCAGCAGCAUGGUGCCAGCCGUCCUGCUCGUUUUGGCUGUCACAGCAGUCUGCAAUGGCAUCCUCCCUGAGAUAGUGAACCCGGGCAUUAGUCACAUCCUGGAGGAUGACUCUGCACAGGGACAAGCGGAGCCGGACAGCGUAUUUGUGGAAGUGGAGCAGCUGCCAGAGGAUCCCCAGCAAAAGCCAGAGGACUCGUUUCACCAAACAAAUGAGGAGAACUCUCAGUCGAGUCUUCACAAUGAAACUGCUUCUGAUAAAGUGACUGAUAAAGACCAGGAGACAAACAACAUUACCACAGUCGACAGUUCUAACGACCUGGAGAACAGAGUCGAUCACGGAUGCAUCAGUGACGAUGACUGUGGGAAGGGAAGGUACUGCCUUCACGACCCACAUAAUGCCAAGUGUCUGCCAUGUAAAGCGCUCGAUAUGUCCUGCACUAAGGAUGCAGAGUGCUGUGGUGAACAGCUCUGUGUGUGGGGCCAGUGCAGCCAAAAUGCAACGAAGGGAGAGGCAGGAAGCACUUGUCAAUACCAGACUGACUGCAGCCCAGACCUCUGCUGUGCUUUCCAUAAAGCCCUCCUCUUCCCCGUCUGUUCGGCCAAGCCUAUUGAGCGUGAGCACUGCUUUGGUGCCUCCAACCACCUGACUGAGUUGUUGUCCUGGGGCACGCAAGAUGAGGGACCCAGGAAAUAUUGCCCCUGUGCAGGAGAUCUCCACUGUCAACACCUGGGACGGGGGUCAAUGUGCCUGAAAGGAGAGGACUCGAGUGAAGAGGACCUGACAGACACUCUGUACUCAGAGAUAGACUACAUACUUUAGGCUCGGCUCGAUUUAUUAACAUUGCCUUGUAAACAGCUAGACAGACUUCUGAGCUUUUUUCUUUUUUCUUUGCAAAGAGCACUUUCUAUUUGCCGGCUUCAGUCAAAGCAGUAAAGAUUUAGGGCAUGGGAAAUGGAUGGCAGUAUAUGUAGACUAGAAUUUUAGAAAUACAGACAGGUGGCACAUGAAAGGAAAAAAAACUGGCGGCUUAUCCAGACUUGACUCAGCUGGUGAUUGGAUGAACCUCCGGGUGACUUUAACCAAUCACCUCUGUAAAAGAAAACGCCACAGCGAGUGUCCAAAGCAAAAAGCAAGCCACAAACACAGGAGCUAGUUGUGUCGUCGGCACGUUGUUUGAUGAUUCUUAAAUCUUUUUAAGGGAAUUCUGGGCAAGAGGCACUUGAAGGCAGCCACUUUGUAAAAAACUACUUGUCAAGUCCUUUGAUGCAGCUUCAUUUCUUUGUUGUUGCAGUCAUCACAGUGGGGUGAUGAUGUGACUGCCCCCGUUUUGCUGGCAUGGCUCAGGUCCCCUUGGAUUGACAGGUUGCUCAAAAUCAAUAUGAAUUUGUUCGGUGUAAUCUCCUUUAUCCUAGGAUGGAACAUGUCCACCAUGAUGGGAGAUGUUCUCUUCCGAGAUUACAUAAUUACAGUUCAUAGGGUACAUGCGGAAACUGAAAUAUGAAAAUGAACUGAAUAAACAGAUGCAGUGGCCUUUGCAGUCUCCAGAUCUCAACUAAUCCGUGGGAGAUUUUGAAACAUCAUUUCAAAAAUGAGAGAUUGCUUGGAAGACCUGAACAUGAUUUUUGGAGAUAGAGACGUUAAUGUAUCUGGUGUUUAGAUUCGCACAGCCCAUCGUGGCAGAAUGGAAUCCCGGCGGUGAUAGGAUUUAGGCCAGGACCCCUGAAAGUCUAGACCCUGGUGGUGGUGAAGAUGAAGACGAAGCUUGGUUGGAGUGCUGACUGAGGUAUCUGUAAGGUGGAAAUGGGGUGGUUGCACAAAUUAGAGUCUGAAAGGGAGAAUGACAGAGAGCACAGUUUUAAACCACAGAAAGUGGAGGCUGAUUGGCUCAAAGAGGGCAGGCGAGAAGAGAAGUAGAGUGAGUGAUGCAGAGAAUAAAAAGCAGCCUAACACCCCGGAAAGCAGGUUGAUGAGGGAUUGCAGUAGAAGUUUACUAGCAGUCUCUGGGGUAAUUGGACCUGACGUAGUUUCCUGAGGAAGUACAGCCUUUGUUGUGCGUUCCCUAACUGGUGGGAGAUGUUGGUGGACCAGGUAAGGUCGGCCGAGAUG